AUAAUGGGAGGGGGUCAAUAUGUAAAGAUAAAAUCAUAAAGAGGAAUUUCAUAAAUUUUCCUUUUACAUAUAUAUGUAUAUAUAUUUACACCACCGUCGCUUGUUUUUCACUCAUUUUUCAAUUUCCUUUUUUUUAUUAUUAUUUUGCGAACAAACGAACGAAUCAGUGUCGGCUCUUGGGCUCCCAAAAUAGCGUAGACCUGACAAAAACAUUGCACGUCGGAUCCAAUCGCUACUUCCUUUAAAACGCGCGUUCAACAAACGCUAUUCCGGGAACAGUCUCGGUCCUCUCUUUCUCGGUCUCGCUUCGCUCCACUAUUGCGCGGGAUCGCUUCUUCGGCCAAUGCGCUGAACUGGGUUGCCGUCAGAAUUGCGUUUAGAGGUCGAGAUCAUUGCGGGUUGCAAGAACUGCGUUCUCAGAAUGGUAGACGCAAGAUUCAAGCAAUGGUUGAUUCUUUUGGUGUGUUUGGUCGUGGUGUUAAGCGCAGAAGCGCUAUUUGUCGACAUUACAUAUGUCCAAAAAGCCGUUGCCAAAGGGGCUGUUUGCUUGGACGGCAGUCCUCCAGCUUAUCAUCUGGACCGGGGUUCUGGUACGGGGAUCAACAACUGGUUGAUACAGCUCGAGGUUCAUUCUUUUUCCGCGGAGGAGGAUGGUGCAAUAACGUAACCAAUUGUGUUGCUCGAAUGCGUACUCACUUAGGAUCGUCUAAACAGAUGGCAAAGCAGAUUGCUUUCUCGGCCAUACUCAGCAACAGGAGGCAAUACAAUCCAGAUUUCUACAAUUGGAAUAGGGUGAAAAUCAGAUACUGUGACGGGUCAUCAUUCACUGGUGAUGUGCAAACUGUCGAUCCUGACACUAAUCUUCACUUCAGAGGUGGUCGGGUUUGGCUAGCUGUCAUGGAGGAUCUGCUAGCUAAGGGCAUGAGAAAUGCCGAGAAUGCUGUUCUGUCUGGCUGUUCGGCCGGUGGGUUAGCUUCGAUGUUGCAUUGUGACAGCUUCCGAGCUCUCCUACCAAUGGGUUCCAAAGUAAAAUGUAUUUCAGAUGCCGGGUUUUUUGUGAAUACAAGGGAUGUUUCUGGAGCUGAAUACAUCAGAGAAUACUUUAAAGAUGUGGUUACCCUUCAUGGAUCUGCAAAAAAUUUACCGCUUUCAUGCACAUCAAGGUUAAACCCUGCAUUGUGCUUCUUCCCGCAAUAUGUGGCUCAGCACAUCCGAACUCCUCUUUUCGUUCUUAACGCAGCUUACGACUCCUGGCAGAUAAAGAACAUCCUGGCUCCUCGAGCUGCGGAUCCUAAUGGAAAAUGGCAAAGCUGUCAACUUGACAUAAAGAAUUGCCAGCCGAACCAACUUAAAGUCAUGCAAGAUUUCAGGUUAGAGUUCUUGAGCGCGGUCAUAGGCCUCGGGAAAUCUUCAUCCAGAGGGAUGUUCAUCGACUCAUGCUACGCUCAUUGCCAAACCGAAUCCCAAACAUCUUGGUUCUGGCCGGACUCUCCCCGUCUAGACAGAGUGACAAUAGCAAAGGCUGUUGGAGAUUGGGUUUAUGACAGAACAUUGUUCCAGAAGAUAGAUUGCCCUUACCCUUGCAACCCCACUUGCCACAACCGGGUUUUUGCCCCUCAAGAUUCUCCACCGUUAUAGAUGAUGAUGCUGAUUCGCAUAUAUACAUAGAGAGUAAGAUUUCUAGGUUUUAGUUAUACAGAAGAAAAAGGUGUGAUUGAUCAAAGUUUUAAGAAUAAGCAGACAGAGAGCAAUUCUUCGGCACUCGCCCUUCGUGUGCUGCUUGCUCUGUUUCUCUUCCCAUUCAUAACGUGUAGUGACACAAUCUAUUUGAUUAUUUGUCCCAAUCGAAUAAUGUCAUAUUCUUUCUCAGCCAUAUCUUUUUCGUCUCUUUAA
Messenger RNA from Tarenaya hassleriana, 1893 nucleotides. Its product is annotated as pectin acetylesterase 8-like. The transcript has 13 exons. Bases 445 to 1638 code for a protein of 397 amino acids. The record is from RefSeq and is a predicted model, not a curated record. Gene Ontology annotation, biological process: cell wall organization. Gene Ontology annotation, molecular function: pectin acetylesterase activity. Gene Ontology annotation, cellular component: plant-type cell wall. NCBI's taxonomy places the organism in Eukaryota, Viridiplantae, Streptophyta, Magnoliopsida, Brassicales, Cleomaceae.